AUGGACAAAGCAACGCUUCUAACCGCUUCCAAAGUGGAUCUGAGCGUUUCGACCCAUCCCCGCUCAAAUAUCACUAGGUUGAUCGGCCCGUCCAUACAAAUUGCCCUUCGCUUCCAGAGCCUCGUCGGUUCCAUCUCAAUCUUCCUCUGCCUGCGCGCCUGCUAUGUCGCGAGCAUCACCUUCGCGAGCGUUCUCUAUGCCAGCAAAAUAGUGAGCUUUAAAGCUUUUGUCGCAGCAAAAUUCAGCGCUUUCCACAGCUUCAACAUGUCCAGCCAAGCUCUUGCAAGUGCCUGGAAUUCGAAAAAGGUACAGAGGUUACGGAACAAGAUCUGGUACGAAUUCGCCGUUUUCAUCCUGGGUAGUGGGAACCUCAUCUUCCUCAUGCUCUUCUGGCCAGGCUGGUGGGUUCUUGCAGGCGCGGGCUGGGCAGGAUGGAUGCUCUUUGGUUGA
Molecule: messenger RNA, 450 nt
Organism: Fusarium venenatum
Lineage: Eukaryota; Fungi; Ascomycota; Sordariomycetes; Hypocreales; Nectriaceae
Source: RefSeq, a predicted model, not a curated record